AAAAAUAAAUAAAUCACAACAGUUUUGGGGAUAUUUUGGGCAUAUUAUACAUUUUAGAAGACUCCUAGUUAGUUUAUUCAUAAUAAGGUUGGGUAUUUCUGGAAUUAACAGUUAAAAUUGGGCUCAAUGAAAAGAGUUGAUCAUAACAAUGCAAGCGUUCCAAAACAAAGAACCGCGCGUUGCGUCACAUUUCGAAUGCGACGCAACGGCACGUUCGGCCAAUCAGUGUGGGGAAACGGGACACAGUGGGCGAGUCUCUCUUCCACAGGGAGCGGUCCACCAAAUUCAAACAGCCACAAGAAACAAAGCAAAGGAUAGUCCGAUUUUAUCAGACUGUGCGGUGUGGAAAAACAAGGAUCUCACUAUGACAUCCACGAUUGUGAGCGGGGUCUGGAGGUCGCAUGCAGUCCUCGAUGAGUCCGAACCUGACAGCUCGCCCGAAGCGCCCCAGCAGUUUAAGAAGAUGCGAUCCUCCAGCUCGUUGAACUCACUGAGAAUGUCUCUGCGCAAGCGGCUGCCAUUGAAACCAGUGCAAUCCAACGUGAACAUCUCCGAGACCCCCACAUGGGAGUCGCUACAGAUGAACCAAAAGACUAGUGCUGUCCACAAAAUGACCCGCAGUGCCAAAAACUCCAUUGGAAGCGUCUAUCAGAGGUUUCAAAGGAACAGACAGUCACGUCAGGAGUGUCUGGUCAUGACACCUGGUAGAAUGUCAGAUGGUGAGGAAUGUGAUUGCAUUGGGACAUCACAAACCCCAAAACGAUCUGCUGCUCGUACUACCAUCACCCCCAGGCGAACUCCAAGGUCAACCAGCAAGCGGACUCCUCGAGGGGCCUGUACCCCAGAAGCCAGUGACUUUGCCGUUAGGACUGUGAAGACCACGGGCACCAGGAGGCAGCUGGUGCGAACGGCUGCACUCAGAAGCCCCUUUGCAUCACCCAACACGAUGAACUGCAGGAGGCAGUUUGAUGAGGAUCUCGAUUGUGUAUCCAAAGGCCUCCAGAGACUGAAGCGUCUCUCUCAAGCCUUUGAUGAUGCAUUUGGGAAAGAUGAUCGGGUCCAGGCCUUGGAGCACUACAAAGCGGUCAUGAACAUGGGCUAUAGCUCCACCAAGAGCAACAUUUCCAGAGGACUGAACAGGGCUUCCAUCCGAAAACGGACCCAGCGCAUCCAGCAGACCGUCAGCAGCUGGACUGAUGUGGCCAUGUCAAACAUCCGCAAAACCUCUUAAAAGAGGCACCUGUUUUCAUUAUGCUACUAAACAUGUAUGUCGUCUUGCGUUUCUCAGUAUAUGCCAGAAGAGGCCUUGUCCAGUAUUUUGAAUGGACCGUUUUCUUAUCUGUCUGUAUCUUCUAAGUGUUUAAAGUAAAGGGCAGCUGAAUAUACUGUAUCACUAUUUGGGAACAUCAUAGAGCAUGAUUUUAGUUAAUGCACAUUCCUGGCUCAGUAUGCUUGACGUAAUGAAGCAUUUAGCAAUUCUGCUGUGAAAAAACACCAAAAGAUGUGAAUACCAAAUGUAAGCAUAUUUGAAAUACAUGUGUGGAGAGGUCAAGGAAUUAGAA
Messenger RNA from Sinocyclocheilus rhinocerous, 1562 nucleotides. RefSeq names its product PICALM interacting mitotic regulator (gene pimreg). The transcript is spliced from 5 exons. Lineage: Eukaryota; Metazoa; Chordata; Actinopteri; Cypriniformes; Cyprinidae. Bases 149 to 1231 code for a protein of 360 amino acids. The record is from RefSeq and is a predicted model, not a curated record.